GAGCGAGUGAGUGAUUGAGAGAGACACAGGGAGGGAGGGAGAGAGAGAGAGAGAGAGAGCUUGGAAAGAGGAGCGAGCAGCGCAUGCAGAGAUGCGAGCGCUGCGCUCAUUGGCAGCCAUGCCCGUCCUUUCUCUGCCCGCUCUGCCACCUUGGCCUAUCUUCUCCUGUUUCGCCUCUUGCUCCUGGUGCAACUACUACUACUGUCAUGAUACUACAUCUACUGCUACCGCUUCUGCACUCAUCUCACGCUCCCUAUGCCCUAGCCUCGCCCUGCUGCUGCUUCUUCUUCUUCGCCUUCUUCACGCUUCUCGUGUUCCGUAUCCCGCACAUCUUUCCUCCUUUCUUCCUCCUGUCAACAUCGCCAACUUCUUUGUGCCCGCAUCCCCCCUUCUCAAUCUGUGCUCUCCUCUGAUUGGCACUCCCGACCCUUCGCCGUUGCGGGCAAUCUCUCUCUGCCGCGGUUCUUUUCCCUCCCACCCGAUUUGCAAUCGAGCGGUGCCCGAGUGAAGCUACGUCUUCUCUUCGUGAAUUAUCGCUUCGACGUUCCGUGGCUCGCGCCUCGUUCCUCCGAAGCCGUGAGUCUGCCUUAGCAGCGCAGCAAUUCUCUCAGCUGCGACCUCAUCGGGCUUCGGGCGCGAGCCAACUUGAGGAGCGAACGACAGGAGAAUGGAAGUCCUUUCCAUGGACGAGGACGGAGGAAGUCCAGUGCAGCGGAAGACGACUUCCAGGCGGAAGAAGAGUGCCGCGCAAAUCGAGUACUUGGAGCGCCUUUAUGCCGAGAACAAAUAUCCCUCCGAGGAGGUUCGAGCGAAGUUAAGUGCGCAGCUAGGCCUUUCUGAAAAGCAGAUGCAAAUAUGGUUCACCCACAGGCGGCACAAGGACAGGAAGGAUGGUGUGGAGGACGUCAAAUUGACCUUCUACGCGAUGAGACAUAAGGGAGGGGAAGCACACCUUGAUUUCAUGGAAGAACUGAACAGUGGAAAGAGAAUGGGAGGAAGUUUCAAUGGAAGGGAGGACAUGGUUCCUAGUAAUGGUUUUCAACCCCAGUCUUUUCACGGCGGAGAAAUUAGCAAUGGUCAUUACAUAGUAGACAAGAGGAUGGAAAGGACCGAAAGGACGGACAGCGAGUCUGACAAUAGUGAACUGGGAGAAGCAGAAGAUCUUGUCGGUAAUGGAUAUUUACCACCUAUGAAGAGAGGAAGCAUGGUCAACCGGAAGGAUCGUGGCGUGUAUAAGAGACCUCUGCCUGUACCCCCUCGAGGGAAGCCAGGUGCACACGAGUUGGAAAACGCUGCCAUUGCCGCGGUAGAGGCCCAGUUAGGUGGAGCCAUCAGAGUCGACGGACCCCUUCUAGGGAUGGAGUUCGAUUCGCUUCCUCCUGACGCAUGGUCCCACCUAGGGAACGGAACAGUCCCGAUACCAGUUCAAGGGGUCCAAGGCCGUGGCGUGGGAUCAGGAAGAAUGCUGACCGUCGGAACCUAUUGAAGAGAUUUUUUCAGGCAUGAUUUGUGGAACUGCCUUUCGUUUCAUCCUUCCAUCAGAGCAAUUUUGGAUUAGAUGGUUGAUAAUACUGCGCGCUGAUGCUUUCUUCUUCACCUGGUAACCGAGGUUUGAAGACUGAAGAGUGUUCAGCUGCUUAUUAUCUGUAAAGCUCUGAGGAACGUCCUAGAGGCAGUUUGAGAAAUCAAUAACGGAUUAGAUGUAGGUGGCCAUGUUGAGCGAUGCAUGUUGUACAAGCCAAGCCAAGCGAACGGAAGGAAAGCGGCUGUUAUAACAGUAGGGCAAAUUUUUCUCGCAGCGUCGAAACGAUCUGUCAUGAAAGUGGAAGGGUGUGUAUAGUACAAUCAGUUAGAAGAUCCUUAGACCCUUUUAGUGAUACGUAGGUCAUUCCCGUUAAGACCCUUCGUAUAUUCAUCAUACAUUUUCCUUGAUUUCCAGUUUCUGCCACCCAGGGUAAGAAGAUGUCAACACGCCGCAAAAGGCAAGACCGUGCUGUUCUCUAGAACCGGACUAUUAAAGGCCUUAGUAUGUGAAAUAUGGCUUCGUGGACAUUACUGUGGAAGCCGGGUGGAACUCUAGCUGGAUUUGUGCAAAACGGAGGCAGUCAUCAGGGUGGAACUUUGUAGGUAGUUGCUUCAGUGUACUUUUGUAAUUAAAACACAGUCAAUGGUUCUCUGUAAAUCGUUCCUUAUUGUGU
This is a messenger RNA of Marchantia polymorpha subsp. ruderalis, 2198 nucleotides long. The record is from the annotation of a GenBank genome assembly. NCBI's taxonomy places the organism in Eukaryota, Viridiplantae, Streptophyta, Marchantiopsida, Marchantiales, Marchantiaceae.